This is a messenger RNA of Anneissia japonica, 1754 nucleotides long. RefSeq lists its product as uncharacterized. The transcript has 11 exons. Gene Ontology annotation, molecular function: hydrolase activity, hydrolyzing O-glycosyl compounds; carbohydrate binding. Gene Ontology annotation, biological process: carbohydrate catabolic process. The coding region runs from base 32 to 1168 and encodes 378 amino acids. The record is from RefSeq and is a predicted model, not a curated record. NCBI's taxonomy places the organism in Eukaryota, Metazoa, Echinodermata, Crinoidea, Comatulida, Comatulidae.
CCAAGAGAGGGGUUUUUAAAAACAGGAGGUCAUGGGGCCUCCUCUGUUCCUACGAUUUGCUUUUAUAUUUUGGUUGUUUUUGUUAUUGUUAGUCGAACAUGAAACGUAUGUACUUUGUAAUGUAAACUAUUCCAAAAAUGAUACUGUUUGUAAGAAAUUACCUAAACCAAAAUCUUACGUUGUUUAUAAACUGCAAGCUAGCCAGAAAAUCUCAAUUGAUGGUAAACUGAAUGAAGACGUGUGGGGCGAAACUGCCCGUACAGAAGAUUUCGUUGACAUCCAAGGAGACACAUUUCCAAAGCCCCGUUUCCAAACCUGGGCUAAGUUGCGAUGGGAUGACCGAUUCUUGUACAUCGGGGCAUUUCUUGAAGAAACAGAUGUGUUUGCAAACCAGACUAUGCAUAAUUCAGUUGUUUUCAAAGAUAAUGACUUUGAGGUGUUUAUAAACCCAGACUGGAGCACACAUUGGUACAAAGAAUUUGAGAUUAAUGCCAUCAACACAACAUGGGAUCUAGAACUUAGCAAGCCAUAUAUGAAUGGAGGAACACCAAACAACAGUUUUGAAAUGCCGUCAAUGAAGACUGCAAUUUAUGUGGAUGGCCCAAUUAAUGAUCCCAAAGUUAAAAAUAAGUACUGGACUGUUGAAUUGGCUCUGCCUUUCUCAGAUUUGAUUCGAGAAAAUGUUAAAGUUACAGCUCCGCCUAAAAAUAGAGACCAGUGGCGAAUUAAUUUUAGCAGGGUUGAAUGGCAUGUAAAAAACGUCAAUGGUCAUUAUGAAAAGGUGCCUGGUGUGCCAGAAGAUAAUUGGGUGUGGUCACCCCAACAUGCCAUUAAUAUGCAUUUGCCUGAACGGUGGGGUAUCAUACAGUUUAGUUCAGAUGCUGUAAAUCAAACAGUAUUCACUCCAAGUCCUGAUUGGCCUGUGUAUGAUAGUCUUGUUCAUGUUUAUAAUGCAGAAAAGAAGUUCUUUGCUGUGCAAGGCUACUACACAACCAGGUUGAACCAACUUGAGUUGCCCGCAUAUGUUGCGGAUGGAGAGUGCGCAAGUAAACCUUACGUGGUCGUUGAUAAUAAUUAUUCCUUCAAUGCAACUGUUGAACCGCUAUUUAAGGAAUAUCAUACGGGUCAUGUACGUGACGAUAGGCUUAUCUGGUUCACAGGCCCAUAAUCAGGGAAAGGUUUAUUUUCCAGCCAAACUAUCUGUUUGAGUGACCUUCUUCCAGAUAAACCGAACAAUUCCCUACUUAUAUAAAAAAUAUCAACAUGAUAUAAUUUACUAUUUACAUGCUGCAAUGUUUCAGCCUUCGAGGGCUUUGUUCCCCCAGAUUUCAACAGCAGCUCUGCCCCUGGACCCACCAGUGCCUUGGGUAACCCCUUUCCUGGUUACAGGGCUGGUUUACUUGAUGGUGCCAAGUGUAUUUUAAUAUCAUUAUGAUGUUCCCUUAUGGUCAUGUAGGAACAAUCAGCAUAUUACUUCAGUACUAUGUUUUGCAAUAAUAAUUAUAAUAAUAAUUUGCAAUUUAUAUUAGCUAUUUUUCUAUUAUUAUCCAGUUUAAUGGGGAGGAAGUUUGUCUCUUUACUGGGACUUAUGGGAACAUUCCCAGCCUUACAUGAUGUACCAUUUUAUCACUACAAUAAUUUGUAAUAAGUGCUACUCUCAAAUAAGUUAUGCACUUAGCCUUUAAAUGUUAUAGGCACUAAUGCUUAUUGCAUCAUUUAAAUUAGUUAUUUAAAAUAAAAUGCAUGUACUUAAA